Drosophila guanche is the source of this 1760-nucleotide messenger RNA. RefSeq names its product kelch domain-containing protein 3. The record is from RefSeq and is a predicted model, not a curated record. The transcript has 2 exons. NCBI's taxonomy places the organism in Eukaryota, Metazoa, Arthropoda, Insecta, Diptera, Drosophilidae. Gene Ontology annotation, molecular function: protein binding; chromatin binding. The coding region runs from base 155 to 1417 and encodes 420 amino acids. Gene Ontology annotation, cellular component: cytoplasm.
UUCCAUACCUAGUUUUAUGAAAAACGGUAACAACAACAAAUACAUACAAAUAAGUUAAAUUAGCUUUAACAACAGUGGUGGUAUCUGCCGUUGCCUCUACACCUGGGUGGCCUUCAAGCACUCACACCUCCAUAAUAACUCGUAUCCGAGCCCAAUGCUGUGGACCGUGCACCUGGACGGAGGACCUCAGAGGGUUAACCAUGCCGCAGUGGGUGUGGGCGACCUGAUCUACAGCUUCGGUGGCUACUGCACUGGCUACGAUUACCGCUUCAACGAGCAGAUCGAUGUGCACGUCCUGAACGCACACACCAUGCGCUGGACCCUCGUCCCACAGCAGAACGACGACGAAGGCAUUCCGCUGAAGUACCCGCUGGUGCCCUUCCAGCGUUACGGCCACACUGUGGUGGCCUACAAGGAGCGCAUCUACAUAUGGGGCGGACGGAAUGACGAGAACCUCUGCAACGUUCUCUACUGCUUCGACCCGAAGACGGCAAAGUGGACGCGGCCCGUGGUCACUGGCUGCCUGCCCGGGGCCCGAGACGGCCACUCGGCCUGCGUCAUCGGCAACUCCAUGUACAUAUUCGGAGGGUUCGUUGAUGAGAUAAACGAGUUCAGCAGCGACGUUCACACCCUCAAUCUGGACACCAUGGAGUGGACCUAUGUACAGACAUUCGGGGUGCCACCCAGCUACCGGGACUUCCAUGCCGCUGUCGCCUACGAGGAGGAGCGCAUGUACAUUUUCGGAGGACGCGGCGACAAGCACAGCCCCUACCACAGUCAGGAGGAGACCUAUUGCCAUGAGAUUGUCUUUCUGGACAUGAAGACGAAGGUGUGGCACCGUCCAUUCACGGCCGGAAAAGUGCCCGUCGGCCGGCGCAGCCACAGCAUGUUCGUUUAUAACAAACUCAUUUACGUCUUUGGCGGCUACAAUGGUCUGCUGGACCAGCACUUUAACGAUCUGUACACGUUCGAUCCGCGAAGCAAACUCUGGAAUCUGAUACGGGCCAAUGGUAAGGCGCCGACAGCCCGACGACGCCAAUGCGCCAUUGUGAUAGGCACGCAAAUGUUCCUCUUUGGCGGCACCAGUCCACGGAUCUCCACAAGUACAACCGCAGUGCAGCAGCAGCAGCAGCAGCACCAACAGCAGCAGCAGCAGGGAGAGGCUCCAGGGCCAGCGGCAGCUGCGUUUCAUGGCCAUGCUGAGGGACAGGAUGGCGGGCCAAUGCCUGUGUUGCCUCUCAUAGAUUACAGCGACCUGCAUGUGCUGGAUUUUGAGCCCACACUGAAGACCCUGGCCACCAUGGUGGUGCUGAAGUACCAGCUGGACAUCUCCGGACUGCCGCGAAGCUUUUGCGUCGACCUGCAGAUGCUCACACAGCCGAACAGUAUUAGCCGCCCCAUAAACCAGGCCGGGUAGCAUCAGGCAAUCACCCUGGGACCGAAUGCAAGCCAAAUGCAAACAAAAGGACACAUUGAAAUUAGUCUUAGCUCGCACGACGACUGCGCUGCUGUCCGGGAAGCGGGUCCAAGUCCCAUAACUCCCCACAACUCCCCACAACUAGUCCGCUUUCUAUAGCCAAACGCGCACACACACACAGAGACCGAGCAGUUCAUGAGUUUCAGAAACUUUCUUUGGCAAUUCCUCUUAGAUAUCUGAAUCUAAACUCAAGCAAAAUUAUGAUACUGGUUACUGAUAACACGGAGAGAUUUAGUUUGUAAAACAUUUAUAGAAAGGCCUCAAUAAAGCUCAUUUAGCUGUA